Epinephelus moara (kelp grouper) is the source of this 3609-nucleotide messenger RNA. It is a transcript of the gene epx, whose product is annotated as eosinophil peroxidase. Gene Ontology annotation, biological process: response to oxidative stress. The coding region runs from base 346 to 3000 and encodes 884 amino acids. Gene Ontology annotation, molecular function: heme binding; peroxidase activity; calcium ion binding. The record is from RefSeq and is a predicted model, not a curated record. The transcript is spliced from 17 exons. Lineage: Eukaryota; Metazoa; Chordata; Actinopteri; Perciformes; Serranidae.
UUAAUUUAAUUGAAGUGAUCCAAAUGUGACAGAAGGUUUUCAUCAUGAGGACAGAAGUAAAUUUGAUUUGAAACGUUAUUAGGUCGAGGCAGUGAGUCCAGUGUUUGAUGUUGCGUUCCUGUCACCAGGAGGACAGAUAAGGGGAUUCUGCACAUACCUGUUGGCCCUGCUGCCAGUGUAUAAAUGGCAACCUCGACGCUCAAAGCCGAACACACACACACACGCACAGGUUGGCUCUCAAGAUGAGUCACGGUCAGCGUAGUAGUAAGUCACUAUGUGCGAGAUUAGUUUUCUGAAACUAAAGUGACUCCAUUCUGCACAGACUGAACAGUUCUAACAAUCUAGAUGGACGCAGCACUCAUGGUGUCCGUCUCUCUGCUUGGACUGGCUCUUGUGCUGCUCUCCUUCCCUGAGCACGCUUCACUGAACAGAGUAUUUGACAACACCUCAGGAACUGUGUAUCCAGGAUCAGUAUUUGUGAAGGAGGCUCUUCAGCGGGCGAUUGAGCUGACUGACGCUGCUUACGCCCGCACAAGUGAAAGGGUGAAGAAGUCUCUGUCUGAAGGCGCUCUGAGACCCAGUGACCUGCUGGCUCAGUUUAAACAGACUGAAGCCAGAACCAGGACUCAGAUCCGGGCUGCAGAACUGUUGGACAACACCGUGGAGCUGAUCAGAGAGAUGGUCUACACUCACACUAUGGUGCAGCCCGACCCUCAGGAGCUGCUGAGUGAAGGAGACAUGGAGAAUCUGCUGCAGGUGACUGGCUGCUCCGCUGAGCUGCAGAGACCCAGCUGUGACACUGACUGUCUGUCUGAGCGCUACAGAUCCAUCACAGGAGAGUGCAACAACAGACAGAAUCCCAGAUGGGGGGCUGCAAACAUCCCAUACUCCCGCUGGCUGCCUGCAGAGUACGAGGAUGUGUGGGGGAUGCCCAGAGGCUGGGACCCAGAGCACACCUACCAUAACGCCACUCUGCCUCCAGUGCGGCUGGUGUCCCAGGAAGUGCUGUUCACUCACAAUGACAACAUCUCUCUGGACUCCACCCUGUCCCACCUGAUGGUGGAGUGGGGUCAGUGGAUAGACCACGACGUGGUGCUGACGCCUCAGAGCCCCAGUACAGCCGCCUUCAGGACAGGAGCCGACUGUACACGCACCUGCAGCCGGGACACGCCCUGCUUCCCCAUACAGAUCCCUCUGUCAGAUCCUCGCAAUGGCAUCCAGACUUGUAUGCCUUUCUUCCGCUCCGCUCCCAGCUGUGUUGCUGGAGUCCCAUCUCAUUGCCACCGAGAGCAGCUCAACGCCAUCACCUCCUUCGUAGAUGCCAGCAUGGUGUACGGCAGCUCCGCCAGUUUGGCCUCAGCUCUGAGAAACCACUCUUCCCAGCUGGGAUCAAUGGCCCUCAACUCCCAGCACUCAGACCAGGAGCUGGCCUUUAUGCCCUUCCUGCCACGCCUGCAGGCUCACCUUGACCCCUGCGGCCCCCGAAACUCCACCACCUCAGGGGCAUCGCACAGAUCCAGGCGCCAGGACAACACCACAUCCUGCUUUCAGGCUGGUGAUUCCAGAGCGAAUGAACACCUGGGAAUGAUUGCGCUGCACACGCUCUUUCUGAGAGAGCACAACCGGCUGGUCAAAGAGCUGCACCUGCUCAACUCUCACUGGAGCCCUGAUACACUCUAUCAGGAGGCCCGCAAGAUCAUGGGAGCCAUUCAUCAGAUCCUAACAUGGGACCACUAUCUGCCGCGGGUCCUUGGUAAGACCGCCAUGUCUCGUCUGAUGCCUCCCUAUGAGGGUUAUGAUCCCGAGGUGGAUCCCAGCAUUGCUAACGUUUUUGCAGCUGCUGCUUUUCGUUUUGCCCACGUUACCGUGCAGCCAGUGGUGACCAGGCUGGGGCCAGGAUACACCACAAACUCCCAGCAUCCCCCGCUGCCUCUGCAUCAUUCACUGUUUGCCUCUUGGAGGGUCGUGCAGGAAGGAGGAAUCGACCCUGUGCUGCGCGGUCUGCUGCUGUCUCCGGCCAAGCUGCAGACUCCAGGUCAGAUGAUGGUGGAGGAGCUGACAGAGAGGCUGUUCCAGGCUCAGGGUGGGAUGCCUCUGGACCUCGGGGCCCUUAAUCUGCAGAGGGGUCGCGAUCACGGCCUGCCUGGAUACGGCUCGUGGAGAAGGUCCUGCAGCCUCUCUGUUCCCAACACUACAUCAGAACUGGCUGAAAUCCUGAGCAACUUCACUCUGGCUCACAAGUUCCAGCUCUUGUACGGGACGCCACACAACAUCGAUGUGUGGGUGGGAGCAAUCGCUGAGCCCGCCCUGCCUGGAGGCCGAGUCGGACCGCUGCUGUCCUGCCUGCUGGCGAGACAGUUCAGAGCACUGAGAGACGGGGACAGGUUUUGGUGGGAGAGGGAAGGAGUGUUCACCAGCACCCAGAGGAGAAACCUCCGCACUGUCUCUCUGUCCCGCAUCAUUUGUGACAACAGCCGCAUCACUCAUGUCCCCGCUGACCCGUUCACACACACAGAGAGGCCGGAGGACAUGCUGGCCUGUUCGCACCCACUCAUCUCUCACCUCGACCUCCGCCCGUGGAAAGAACCAGACACAGAUCCCAGCUGUGGUGCAAUACCCAGGAUUCAGUCUGGCUACUCCCUGCUCUGUGACUCUGUGAUUCUGUAUCAGUGUCACUCUGGCUUCAAGCUGCUGGGAUCUUCGUCUGUCAGCUGUGAUCCAAACAGCCAGCAGUGGAGCCCCACACCCCCCACAUGUCAAGAUAUCAAUGAAUGUGAAGAACAAACUUCUCUCUGUCCACAAAACCUGGAGUGUCUCAACAUACCAGGUUCCUUUAUUUGCUCAGAACCCCACUCGCUGUCCGUCGUCUCCAUAGUCACUGCAGUGAUAGUAGUGAUUGGUGGUGUGGCUGCGCUGCUCAUGAUCAUGUUCUGUUAUCGAAGAUAUUUUCCCAAGAAAGAAGAGUUGGUCAAUGCUGGAUGUUGCCAGGCGAAAAGUUAAAAAAAGAAUUUGAAUGUUCUUGUGUUUCUCGACAGUAUGUAUAAUUAUUUUGGGUUGCAAAUGUAUUUAUGUGUGGACUUUUUGCCUGUAAUAGUAGAAUAUUUUGUUUUGUUAAUUGAUAAUAGUCAUAUAACACCAUUACAUUAAUAGUAUCCCUGUUGUAACGACAGAGUUUGUACCUAUAAAACAUGACUGGACCUGCUCAUAUGAUCUCGUUUUGUCCUCUGACUACACACUGUGUCACUGACUAGUCUCAGUCAUUCACUACAAGUCAAACUGUUUAUUAAGGUAGUAAUCUGUAAUCUGUAUGAUGAGGCCAUGAACAACAAACUAACAAAAGUCCUUUAAAUCCGGAAACUCAAAUCUUACUGGAAUGUCUGUUCCAAAAACAGAUUUUCAUACCAUAAAGCCCCUCUGAGCGGGAUAUCGUCUCAGUAUCCCAGUGCCUGAUUCCUGCUCACAAACCUGUUGGGUAACUGUGUCCCAGAGCGUUUGGUAUCGGGGUAAACAGGCAGCUCCUGGCGACGACCUUAAUCUAAAGCCAAAUCAGCAUUGUGCCCUGAGAGAAAUAGGUCUCUGUGUCAUCUGGUUGUGUUAAAAUAAAUAAAA